Messenger RNA from Acaulospora colombiana, 281 nucleotides. NCBI's taxonomy places the organism in Eukaryota, Fungi, Glomeromycota, Glomeromycetes, Diversisporales, Acaulosporaceae. The record is from the annotation of a GenBank genome assembly.
AUGGCCGAAACCCAAGAAAUUCUCGGUGGAUACAAUCCCGUGGCGUGGGAUAAAACAACUUUUAGUGAUGGUUCUUAUAUGGGAUCAUGGGUGCAUACCAAUAAGAGUUUCAUUUUUUCAUUGAAAAAUGGAAAUAUCUGCGAAUCAAUUGUUAGUCGAGUAAAGGCACCGGAUAGAGCUAUUUAUAAUUACUCUUCUAACUAUCAGAACAAACGUGGUCCUAACUUUGGAGGAGUGUUGUAUAUGGCGUCGGAUGUGUCUGAUUUUACCCUAGACAAACA